GGGGUUCGCGCAUCCAGCGCCGGUCUCGCGCGCUCUGACGGUGAUGAUCAAUCCCGUUCAUGACAGCUAUUGUCCUCGCGCUCGAUACGCAACACCUUCACGACUAAACUAAAGCCAUUGCGACAACCGGAGAGCAUGUCAGAAAAGGAAAACAACCGAAACGAGGAGGACUAUGUUGGGGAGAUCAAAGGGGGUCUUCGGCCGACCAUGAGGCUGAUAGUGAUGGGUAUUGUUCACAAGCAGCCUAAAAGUAUGGUAGUGAUAGUGUCAUGCCAGUCUAAAGGAGAGGGGGAUGAGGAAAUCGAGGGGGAUGUUGGGCUGGAGUUGAAGGUGAACUUUCCAGAAAAGGCUGUGCUUCGUAACGCUCGUCUGUCAGGAAAAUGGGGCUCUUCAGAAACUGCUCUGUCUUUCUUUCCCUUUGCUCCAGGAGAAGCCUUUAAGAUGGAGAUUGUAUGCGAGCACCAGCAGUUUCGUAUUCUGGUGGACGGGCAACCGUUGUGUGGUUUCGCUCACAGACAGACUCAGCUGGCAUCUCUCAAUGCUCUCAGAGUUCACGGAGAUCUACAGCUCACCAAAGUGGCUUGAGCAACGGAAGAAGUGCCUGCCAGGAUGACAGACUAUUCAUAGGAGCAACCCCCGAGGAUGAAGAAGCGUACUGUAAACAACUGAUUUAAAGUUAAACGAGUUUCCCGGUUCAUUUCAAACAUCUAAAUCUCAUUUCAGUUUGUCCCGUGUUUGUUUUAGUAGACUCAAAGCCUGUUCACACAAACAACGGGUCUUUAUUGCUCAUUUUGUUGAUUUUACCUAAUGUUUUUACUUUGUGCUAAAAUUUGGUCAGUUUAUUUGGCUCUUUGAAACAGAAGCAGAAGUGCCUUCAUUUGUUCCAUUAGAUGCACUUAUUGAGUAGAGGACUUUAGGUGUGCUCGUAGCAGUGAUUGUAGUUCCAAUUUAUUUAUGCAUUUGAUAGACGCAUAUUACAUUGCAUUCAAGCUAUACAUUUGAUCAGUUUAUGCAUUUCCUGGAAACCAAACUUAUGGCCUUGUCAUUGCUAUGCUCUAAAGAAAUGCUGGGUUAUCUUAACUCAAAUAUAGGUAAAAUAUGGACCAUCCAAACAAUUGAAUUAAGUUUGUCCACUGGGUUUGUCCAUUAUCAUAUUCAUAUUUUGGUUGAAAUAAAACCAGCAUUUAUUAGAGUGUAGCAAGGUGUUUUAGGGAUAGUUCACUCAAAAAUCAAACAUAUACUCCACAAUUACUUGUCCUCAAGUGAUUCCAAACAAAAGUGGAACAGUGUUUUUGUCCUGUUGAACACAAAAGAUAUUUUGAAGAAUGUAGGGAAGCGGGAGCCAUUGACAUCCAUAUCAAGAAAAUAAAAGUACUUUGGAGGUCAAUGGCUAGCGUUUUUUCAUUUCUGGGUGAACUAUUCUUUGAACAAUUUGUGUUUGUUUUGCUGUUUUAAUGUUGAAACCAUUUCAACAGAACAUUUCAGAAUCAUUUUCUGUUCAUCUUUUGUUGAUGGGAAUGUACCACAGAACAGUUCUGAUGGCAUACGGAAGCCUAGCAUUCAUAACUGACACCCGAAUGUUCACUUUAAAAUGUCAUUCCCUGCGAAUGUAUUGGUUUGAAGAAAAAGGACUCAAAGUCCAUGUUCAGCCUGUACUUGGUGCUGUCGAUCUACACAAUGCUGCAAAUGAAGCAUGCGUUAAAUAAGGUUUAUAGCAAGGUCUACUUGAAUGUCUUAUAACAUCUAACAAUUGCAAUAUGUACUGUAAACAGUAAACUUUUCUUAAUAU
Messenger RNA from Danio aesculapii, 1789 nucleotides. Its product is annotated as Galectin-related protein A-like. The record is from RefSeq and is a predicted model, not a curated record. The transcript is spliced from 4 exons. Bases 136 to 585 code for a protein of 149 amino acids. Gene Ontology annotation, molecular function: carbohydrate binding. Lineage: Eukaryota; Metazoa; Chordata; Actinopteri; Cypriniformes; Danionidae.